GUGUAUUCUUGCAGCAUGAGGAUGCCUCUAUUGAAAUGUUUAAUCACCUACUGGAGAACACAGACGGCCUGAAGGACAUGAUGAGGGAGUAUGGAAUGAAAAUAGAAGGCGACGAUAAAACUGACCUGGAGUUCAUUGAGGAACUGAUCAGAGGACCUCCGAAGUGGUCGUACAAAGGUCGAAAGGAGGAAAAAUCCUUUCUCUAUGAAAUUGUGUCAAACAAGGAAACUGGGAUUGAUGUUGACAAGUUUGACUACGUUGCCAGGGACUGCCAACAGCUGGGGAUUCCGAACAGCUUUGACCAUCAGCGCUUCAUCAUGCUUGCCAGGGUGUGUGAUGUGGAGGAGGAUGGACGGAAACACAUUUGCUCUAGAGACAAAGAAAUAGAAAAUCUUUAUGACAUAUUCCACACAAGGCUCUCUAUCCACAGAAGAGCCUGCAAGCACAAGAUAAAAAUGGCUGUAGAAAUGAUGAUCAGAGAUGCCUUCUUACUAGUAGAUGACCACCCAGACUUCAAAAUUAAAAGUUCAAAAGGGGAGUGGCUUUCUCUCUCUGAAGCUAAAGGUGACAUGGAAGCAUACAUAAAGCUGACAGAUCAUGUGAUUGAAAAAAUGUGUCACCCCAAGGAGGAAAAGAAGGAAUCUUCCUCCAUGGAAGGAGGGGAGGAAGAAAAAAACUUGAAGAAGGCAACAAAGAUUCUACAGAGGGUCAUGAAACGGGACCUGUACCGCUGUGUGGGUCAAGCCAGGAAAAAAGAAGGAACAGAAAACUGGAAGGAAUUCAAGGAAAAUUUGAGAGAAGAACUGUGUAAACAGUUUCCUUAUAGGGAGGGAAAAGAUUUUGACGUUAUUCACAUCCCUUUUGACUAUGGGAUGAAAAAUAUGGACCCUCUAGAAAAAGCAUAUUUCUAUCGCAAGAAUAACCCAGAUAAAGGAGAACUAAUCCCCAAAUCAAAGGUGUCCAAGCUUCUCCUAGAUUGUUUUUCUGAUGACAUGUUUCGGGUUUACUGGAAGAACAAUGAAACCCUACAAGGGGAAGAGAGAGAAGAGAAAGAAAAAAAAGUCAAAGAAUUCUUCAAAAGGUGGUGCAAGGACAAUAACCUUGAGAUUGUAGAAGAGAGAUGAUGACGAUUACACCAACACCAGCGCUACUAGUCAAGCAACUCCAGGAAAUGACCAGCCAAUCUGAACAUGUGAAAGAUUCAGAUAUCAAGUUUUUCUGUGACUGUAGGGACUGUAGGGAUUUUUUAUAUUUUUAAUAUGGACGGUUAGAAUCAAUAAAUGUAGUUUGGGUAUUUUAAAUGUUUAAAUGUUAAAUUUACUUAAAUCUUAACUAUAUGAUUGAGACUAGAUAUGAAAUGUAAUCAGAAUAUUAAAAAUCGAAUGACUUUUAAUCAGGUUUUUGUGAGUGAUACAAACUGAUACAAACUACUUCCUUCAAAAUGUAUUAACAUGAAAUAAGCUCUUGAUAAACUAAAAUUAAUCAUCUGUUUUACUGUUUCGACCACAUAUUGCACAUUUUCACUAGAAUCAAACUAAAUAGAUUAAUACUGAUUUCAAUACAUGCAGUCUUGGAUACUGUUGUUAAUUACUCAUUGUGUGAAAUUUUUUUAUUUAUCAUGUCAAUGCUAAAUUAAAAUCUACAAAAGUUAGUCUUUCAACUGUUUUCUUGUUCUAAUUUGUUUACUGCUAAUUUCUGUUAAAUUCAAAAUAAAGCUCUCUUUCGCUUGUGUUUUGUGUCACUGUGAAGUUACAGCUCUUUCAACACAACAUUUAUCACAUUGUCCAUCCGUGGGGGGCAGCUGCCUGAAAAAGGUAAACAGAAGCCAG
Molecule: messenger RNA, 1829 nt
Organism: Haplochromis burtoni (Burton's mouthbrooder)
Lineage: Eukaryota; Metazoa; Chordata; Actinopteri; Cichliformes; Cichlidae
Product: deoxynucleoside triphosphate triphosphohydrolase SAMHD1
Exons: 11
Coding region: 36-1124 (362 amino acids)
Biological process (GO): regulation of innate immune response; dGTP catabolic process; defense response to virus
Cellular component (GO): nucleus
Molecular function (GO): dGTPase activity
Source: RefSeq, a predicted model, not a curated record